This is a messenger RNA of Myiozetetes cayanensis, 2761 nucleotides long. It is a transcript of the gene CEP95, whose product is annotated as centrosomal protein 95. The record is from RefSeq and is a predicted model, not a curated record. Bases 57 to 2564 code for a protein of 835 amino acids. The transcript has 21 exons. NCBI's taxonomy places the organism in Eukaryota, Metazoa, Chordata, Aves, Passeriformes, Tyrannidae. Gene Ontology annotation, cellular component: centrosome; spindle pole.
CCAGCGCCCUCCCUUCCUGCGCCGCCCGCCCAAUGAGCGCGCGGCACGCGGUUUAAAUGGCGGGGCGGGCGCCGAUGGCCGUUGGUGCCGCCAUGGGCAGCGCUGAGGGCACAGAUUGGGUUGACGUUGCCAAUGGUCUUUUGAGGAGCUGUCACAUAAACCAGCACAUAAAGCAUCUCUCAGAAUGUGGUGCUGAUGUGUUUGUUCGUCUUUAUGAGUCAAUCUUGGGAGAAAAAGUACCAGAUUUCAUAGCUACUCCCAGGAGCCAAGAGGAUGAUGCACACAAUGUACAAGCAGUAAUAGAUUCCCUGGCACUGGACUAUUUGCAGGUCAGCUUGUCUCAUAUCACUGGUGAGAACAUUGUGAAAGGAGAGAGGGAAUCUAUCAAAAACCUCCUGGAAAUAUUUGAUGGUUUGUUAGAGUAUCUGACAGAAGCCAGUGAAUCUUCUUCUCACACUGGAGCUGAGGCAAAUGUGCUGUCCAGUCAUGAAAUUCAAACUGCAUCUCAAGAGCAGCUGGAAGGCAACACUGAUCAACUUACAGAGCAUUCAAUACCCUCAUCAGCUGAAGGGUCCCACUCAGAAUAUUUCCUUCUAACCUGUGAUACAGAUGGCUCAGAAUCUACUGGUGAAUUAAUUAGGCUUGGAGACACCGCUCAUUCAUUUUCCAGGAGAGAGGAAGGGUGGAUGGAAUCUGUUCCUGCUGCUGAGCCUCCCAAAGAGGGGGUGGGUGCCAGUGCCACCAAACUGGGGGAGCCCAUCCAGCAAGCCAUUCCUCUGCUGCCCCCCUUCCAGCCUUCACACCCUGCCUGGAGAGGUUUCCACAGCUCACACAGACAGGCAGCAGCUCUGGCAAGCAGUCAGAAAAUUCCUACUCUUGAAGAGUCACCUACUGAAAAAUCUGAUGAUGAUUCUGGUAGUCUCCCUCUAUCAAGAAAGAUCCCUGAGGGCACAGUGCAGGCUGAAGCAUCAGCUCACACUUCCCUGUCAUCUGCUGCUGCACUGGGAGCCCAGGUGGGUGAUGCUGAGGACAAUGGGAGAAAGGUUCUUCUGGAACAUGAGCCUUCUACAUCUGUUUCCUCUUCAGAUGAAAAAUUCUCCCUACAAUUUGAACAACUAACACAAACUCCAAGACCUGAAUCCAGGUACCUGCCUAGAACAUCAAGAUAUGAAACUUCUACCACAGAUUCAUUUGAAGAUUCCCUUUCCCAGGGAGCAGCCAAGAAGAAGCUGCCUGAGCAAGAGCUCCACGAAGCAUCAGAAAAACUGUCUCGCAGGCUCAACGAGCUGGAUUUAAUGUUAAAGAGAGCUUUGGGGGAGUGCAGCAGAGAGGAGCUGCCAGAUGAAGACAACCUGUCCCAGCACAGUGACAGUGUCAUGGACUAUGGCCACAGGACAGCUGGGAGAGCUCCAAGGUACCCAAGCAGGCCACGAUCCCUUUCUCCACCCUCCCAUUUAUAUCAGCACCAGGAAGAUAAACUGUGUGGUAAUGAACACAUAAAGACAAUCCGCUGCCAGCUGCAAAAAGAGAGGGACGAAAGAACAAGAAAAGCAAAGAUGGUCAAUAAAGCUUAUGAGGAUGAACUAAGGAUUUACGAAGCCAGGGAGAGGCUUAGACUUUGCAAGCUCAGAGAAGUCCUCAAGGAAAUUGAACAAGAAUACAAAGAAAACAUCUUUAAAGAACCUCCAAAAGUGUCUCAGCCAGUGAAAGUUUAUUCUAGAAAAACCACACCUUGGAUUCCAAAACGAGGGACCGUGAAGCCAAAGCAAGCAUAUCCAAUGACAAUAAGGGACAACGAGCUCCUGGUGAAGCUGCUGCAAGAGUUUCCCUCCCUGCACAUCUCCCACCGCACCCUGAACAAAAUGUGGGAGCGGCAGCUGGCACACACCGAGCACCUGCAGGCAGCUCCUGCCAGGGCCAGACCAAAGCUCCUGAACGAGGUUCAACAAGCCCUGAGGAAGCAUGAGCUUCUUGCUGCAAUUAUUAAAAAAGAUCAAGAGCACAGCAAGAGACUGCAAGAAUUCAAGACCCGCAUCUCCCGGCAGAAAUGGGCUCAGAACAAAGUGACCGAGAAACGGCAGCAGGUGGCUCGAGCCAGGAGGUACUAUGAGGAUUACAGGGUGCAGCUGAGGGCCAAGCUGAUGAGAGCCAGGACACGGGAGGAGAAGAUCUUUAAAAACUUAUUUGAAGAAGGCUUAGAAAUUCAGAAGCAAAGACUGAGGGACCUGAGGGCAUACGCUCAGGAGAAGCGCGAUGAGCAACGGCGAGAGCACCAGAACGAGCUGGAGUCCAUGGAGAACUACUACAAGGGUCAGUUUGCCAUGCUAGCAGAAGCUCUGUCUCAAGAAUUCCAGCAAAUCCAAACCAGAGAGAAAGCACAAGCACAGAUGCUACAGAAAUCCAAAAGAGAACUGAGAUCAAAGAUGGAGAAGGAAAUACAGCAGCUGCAAGCAGCGAUCAUGCACAACGACGACGACACCUUUUUUCAAGAACUCGAAGCGGACAGACUGAGAUCCAGACUGCAGAUGGCUUCCUUCCAGUACAGCCAAGGCCACUUCUUGUAAGACUUAGGUAAAUGUCACUGGCUGAGAGGAUGAGAAUCUCUGCUGGCUGCUGUAAUGGGAAGAUGGUGUGUGGCUGGUUUGUUUUUUCUCCAGAACAUUUGCUCUGUCGUUUUGACCCAUCAGGGGUGUAGCUGCUGGGAACUGGGAUCCCCACAGCACUUUUAUGAUCACCAAUAAAGUUUUUGAAGUGCUUUCUA